Emericellopsis cladophorae is the source of this 864-nucleotide messenger RNA. RefSeq names its product ribonuclease P protein subunit-like protein. NCBI's taxonomy places the organism in Eukaryota, Fungi, Ascomycota, Sordariomycetes, Hypocreales, Bionectriaceae. Gene Ontology annotation, molecular function: RNA binding. The record is from RefSeq and is a predicted model, not a curated record. Gene Ontology annotation, biological process: tRNA processing. The coding region runs from base 1 to 864 and encodes 287 amino acids. Gene Ontology annotation, cellular component: nucleolar ribonuclease P complex. The transcript has a single exon.
AUGCUCUACGAUCUCAACAUCCCGUACUCGACCUCCACGUCAGAGGCCGCCCUGGCGUCGACGCUGACCCUCGCCUUCACGCUCGGCUACCACACCGUCGCACUUAAUCACAUCUACACGACCGUCCCCUCGACCAAGGUCGACUCCCCCUUUGCGCAGCUCCCCUCGUUCGACGGCAAAGCGAUCCCCAACAUCCUCCACCGCGCCACGAUCCACUUCUCCGACGCCGCGACACAGCACAUCCACCUCGCCAACCUCAUCAAGAUCUUUGACAUUAUCGCCGUCCGCCCCACGAGCGACGAGGCCUUCUCCAAGGCAUGCCUUAGCCUGGACGUGUCCAUCAUCUCGCUCGACCUGACCCAGCACCAUCCCUUCUACUUCCGCAUCAAGCCAUGCAUGAUGGCCGUCAACCGCGGCGUGCGGUUCGAGAUUGCGUAUGCCCAGGCCCUGCAGGCGGAUGCGCGCGGCCGGGCGCUCUUUAUCAGCAACGCGACGCAGCUCAUCCGCGCCACACGAGGGCGGGGCAUCAUGCUGGCCAGCGAGGCGCGGAGCGCGCUCAUGCUCCGCGCGCCGGCCGAUGCCGUGAACCUGCUCAGCGUGUGGGGCCUGGGCAGCGAGAAGGGCAUGGAAGGCCUGGGCAGCGUGCCGCGCAGCGUGGUCGUGAAUGAGGCCAUGAAGAGGACUGGCUUCCGCGGCGUCGUAGACAUUGUCCAGGUCGCCGACAAGGGCCCCGAUGAGGUGCAACCAGCAGCAGCAGCAGCGAAACAGGAAUCCAAACAGAAAAGAAAGGGCGAUAAGGAGGCUGGCAACGCGGACAAGAAGAAUAAGAAGAUGAAGGUUGUGUCAAGGGAGGCACCGAAAUGA